Molecule: messenger RNA, 6403 nt
Organism: Perca flavescens (yellow perch)
Lineage: Eukaryota; Metazoa; Chordata; Actinopteri; Perciformes; Percidae
Gene: git1
Product: G protein-coupled receptor kinase interacting ArfGAP 1
Exons: 21
Coding region: 366-2738 (790 amino acids)
Biological process (GO): synaptic vesicle recycling; regulation of G protein-coupled receptor signaling pathway; regulation of ARF protein signal transduction
Cellular component (GO): cytosol; synapse; neuron projection
Molecular function (GO): small GTPase binding; GTPase activator activity
Source: RefSeq, a predicted model, not a curated record
UGUGUGUGCGGAAACUGUCAGGUAGAGAUCUGCUGUCUCUCGGUGAGUUGCAGCCAAUGCAGCGAACAGAUUUAGUAAAUAUUCCGAUAUGAGGUUCAUACAAACAGCCAGAUUAACUAUGUUCUCAUAACUUCGCUCCAGACUUGAGUUCAGUAACGUUAGUGGACGUGGGCGAAGGGACCGCAAGCCAGGAACAAACGGGAAAUUCAACUGUCAGCUGGCCGGGAAAACCGAUCGCACCACCCGGCUUCCGGGGAUUCAGGGGCCGCAUCGGUUGACUGCAGACGUCGGUCGGUAGCUCGGGGGAGUUAUACAUCAUCUACAUCAUCGCCGACAUCCACCUCUCGGUUUCAGCGACUUUCGAGAUGUCAAGAAAGCUACAAAGGACAGAAGUCUGCGCGGACUGCAGUGCGCCAGACCCGGGCUGGACCAGUAUCAACCGAGGGGUCCUCAUCUGUGAUGAAUGCUGUUCAGUCCACCGCAGCUUAGGUCGCCAUAUCUCUAUAGUCAAGCACCUGAGGCACAGUGGAUGGCCUCCCGCACUACUGCAGAUGGUUCAGACGUUGGCCAGUAACGGGGCCAACUCCAUAUGGGAACACAGCCUCCUGGACCCUGCUCAGGUACAGAGCGGCCGUAGGAAACCCAACCCCCAGGACAAAGUCCAUCCCACUAAGUCCGAGUUUAUCAGAGCCAAAUACCAGAUGCUGGCCUUUGUGCACAAGCUGCCCUGCCGCGAUGAUGAUGGCGUCACUACCAAGGACCUCAGUAAGCAACUUCACUCAAGUGUGCGGACGGGGAGUUUAGAGACGUGUCUUCGGCUCCUGUCCCUCGGUGCUCAGGCCAACUUCUUCCACCCGGAGAAAGGCACUACCCCGCUCCAUGUGGCAGCCAAGGCAGGCCAGAUCCUGCAGGCUGAGCUGCUAGUGGUGUACGGUGCAGACCCCGGAGCACCUGACAUCAACGGACGGACACCUAUGGACUACGCAAGGCAAGCGGGCCAUAUAGAGCUAGCAGAGCGGCUGGUAGAGUGUCAGUACGAACUGACGGACAGACUAGCCUUCUACCUUUGUGGGCGGCGCCCAGAUCACAAGAAUGGCCAUUAUAUCAUUCCUCAAAUGGCAGACAGAGCUCGUCCUAAGUGCCCGACACAGAGUCUGGACCUCUCAGAAUUGGCCAAGGCUGCCAAGAAGAAGCUCCAAGCACUCAACAAUCGGCUGUUUGAGGAGCUAGCAAUGGAUGUGUAUGAUGAGGUAGAUCGCAGAGAAAACGAUGCAGUGUGGCUUACGACCCAGAACCACAGCACUCUGGUAACAGAACGCAGCGCGGUGCCCUUCCUACCAGUCAAUCCUGAAUACUCUGCCACACGCAACCAGGGCCGUCAGAAGCUGGCCCGUUUCAAUGCUCGGGAGUUUGCCACACUCAUCAUCGACAUCCUGAGUGACGCCAAAAGGAGACAGCAGGGGAAAGGUCUCAGCAGUCCUACUGACCCAUUUGAUCUGGGCAUUGAUGAUGACCAGCAUGACUACGACAGUGUAGCCUCUGAUGAAGACACAGACAGCGAGCUUACCACCCAGAACAACAACAACACGCAACGCAGCAACCGUGCAAAGAGUAUGGACUCAUCAGACUUGUCAGACGGCCCCAUCACCCUGCAGGAGUACCUGGAGGUAAAGAAGGCGCUGGCCUCCUCAGAAGCCAAGGUGCAACAGCUGAUGAAGGUCAACAACAACCUGAGCGAUGAGCUCCGGCGGCUCCAGAAGGAGAUCACACGGAUGCAGACAGAGAACAGUGCGCUGCGGUGGGGCCAGCAGGCUGGGGGGGCAGCUGGCCAUGGGGUAGGGGGGCCUGGUGGAGGAGGAGGAGGAGGAGGAGGAGGCCACUGGCAAGGGGGUGGGAUGAGAGGAGGAAUAGGCGGAGUGGGUCUGGGUGGGUUUGGGACAGGAACGGACCCCCCAGGGCUGUCGGUGCCCUCCUCGGUCGCCACCCACUCCCAUCCCCACCGAAGGGACCGCCAGGCCUUCUCAAUGUACGAGCCAGGGGCGGCCCCCGGCCCCACGGCCCAUGGUCCCCCAGUCCUGGACUCCCUGGCAGCCCGCCUGCAGCCCCUCAACACACCCAGCGUACGGAAGGGUGGUAUAGGGGGUCCAGCACCGUAUGGAGGCCAACAUCUGUCUGGAUCUACAGAGAUGGGCAGAUACAUGGUCCCCAAACCAGAGAAGCACGGCAGUGGCACUGACAGCGACUAUGACAACACACAAACAUACGACCUCUCACUAAGUAUGGGGCGCAGCAGCGAGGAGGAAGGUGGUCGUGGGGAGUCUGAGGAGGGAGGAGGUGGGGACAUGGGGGAGCCAGACCCCACCCUACCCUGCACAGAGGAUGUCAUACUGAAGACUGAGCAGGUGACCAAGAACAUCCAGGAGCUCCUCAGGGCUGCUCAGGAAUUCAAACACGACAGCUUUGUUCCAUGUUCUGAGAAGAUCCACUCUGCUGUCACUGAGAUGGCCUCACUCUUCCCCAAACGCCCGGCAUUAGACGCAGUCCACUGCUCCCUCCGCCUGCUGGCUUCCAGUGCCUCGCGGUUGCAGGUGGAGUGCCGCAAGGCGGCGCCCUCAGAGCCUGGCGGCCCUGCGGUGGACUACCAACUCCUCACUCAGCAGGUCAUCCAGUGCGCCUACGACAUCGCCAAGGCUGCCAAGCAGCUGGUCACCAUCACCACUCGUGAGAAGAAACAAUGACCCACCAACUACAUGGAUGGAUUGAGAGGGAAGAGGGAGGAGAGAGAACGGAUCAAUGCAUGGGUGCGCUAAGCGGGAUGGGGAGGGGCUUCUCGGAGAGGAAGAUAGAGGGGAAAACCGGAUCACGCUAUUAAUGGGAGGACGAGGAAGCAGGAGCGAUCAGGGUAACGAUGGCCGCGAUGAGGGAAGGAAAAAAAGUCUGGAACAUGCAUGGCAAAGGAAUUGGGGGAGGGGAAAGCGAAUUGAUUGUUUAGUAGAAAAACUACAGGGGACUGAAAAAGGAGAAAUUCCACAAGUGUGGAAGAGAAAGUAGGGUAGGACUCGUGGAAGGAUCCAACAUGGGAACUACAGCCUGCUGCAACCUAAGUUAUCUGUUGGAGUCAGAUGUGUAUAAUAAACCACUUAAACUGUGAUAAGCAUACGUGAAAUCCAACGGUGGCGAUGUACAGUGAACUGGAUCCGGAGAUGAUACCGCUUUAUUUAUUCUCCCCUGUCACUCGUCAUCCCUCCCUCCCCCGGUUUACCUCAGCUAGGGAGAGAGGAAGUAUGUGCUGCGAGAGAGGGAAGUAGAUAGACCAAAAAAAUGACAUACUCCACACACCAUCUCUGUCCCUCCAUCCUGUGGAGUCAGGACCUUCUCUCCCCCCCCCCCCUCUCCUUUUCCCUCUCUAACUAGACACAAGGCCCCUAUGUCUCCUAUCCCGUCCCAGACAAGAUUCGCUUGCGGGGCAGAGGAGGAUCUCCUGGGACCCCAUCCAGCUCCCCCCCCACCCAGCCUAUCAGAUGCUUCCUCCUGGGUUAACUUUUGCAGGAGGGCUCCAGCGUUUCUCCGACCCGUCACCCCCUGUUGUCGGUGGUACACAGCAUGAUCUGGCAUGUUUUGAUUUCUUUCCUCUCUCUUUUUCUUUUUCUUUUUUUUUUUAAUACGCAGAUUGGUUUGGUCUGCACCUCCUGAGGACAAAAAAAUGACUGACUUACACAAACAAAACUUACACUGGAAUAAUUGUGACUUAUUGUUGUCGUUUAUUAUGCCUAUUGUUUUUUUUUUGUAUUGACAUUUUUACUGACUGUCAUCUUGAUUUAACUGUCUAUGUAUGUUUAUUUUAUUGUCUCAAAUAUGAUUCUCAUUUAGUGGAAUAGGGAGACAGGUGGAAGUAUGUGCUUAACUGGGAUUCAAGUAAGCACACACACAGACACAUGAAAGAAAUAACCUGUGAUGGUCCUCAACAUUUCUCAAGCACUCCUUUUCUAAGUGACAGUUGAGGUUUUUUUUUUUUUCAUGUUGUGAUGUGUCCUGUGGCCAAGGGGCUGAAAAGUUGCCAAAGGGGAGAGGAUGUUGGGGGAGAUUUGUUUUUGGUCUCGAUUUUCUGUCCAACCGAAAGCCCCUUGGUGCGUUAUGACAGGACCUUGAUCAAAAUGUUUUGGCUUGACUUAUCUCACAAUUUGCCUCAUUUAACAGAGCCAGUGGAAUCAUCUCAAAAACCGUAUUCAUUCUUGCUGUGCCAAGCAAGAUAAUAGUUGGUCCAGUUUGUGUAUGAGGACUAACACCCCCCCCUCCAGUCUUUGUUUAAAGCAGGAUGAUAUUUACAUGGCGGUGUGCUCGUGGAUGCUUGUAUUACACAGCAGCCAUUAUUUGUAUGCAUGGUAACAAAUGUUCAGUCACAUUAAGUUGAUACACAUACUGGUAUGUUGCAGUUAAGCUUCAAGUAGUCCUGUGGAAAGGACCAGAUCUAGCAACCUGGAAAGUAAAUAUGAGGAAUACCCGUUGCUUCGUUUCAUUUGAGAAUAUACACUCGUUUGAAAUUGAUUUAACCACCUCAAGUGUGUUUGAUGUAGUUUGCCAUGUAUUACGUUUACUUUUUAGACCGUCUGGCAAGCACAAUCGAGCUCACGUUCUGUUUUCCGAUUGAUUCUGUCACGGCCUGCUGAUCUGGGCCCCAGAAGUUGUCACUUCUAGCUCACUGUCUCUCAACACUGCUAAUGGGAGACAGCAUUGGGAACAAAGAUGUGUUUUGUUUGUUUUGUUUUUAUCACAAAGAGAGCGCACUUAGCCUACUGGAGGUUUAAAGUUGUACUGUGCCGAACAAAUAUGGUCAUAUCUUUAACAAAGGAUGCAGAUAGGAUCUAAAAAGUCUUUCCUAGCUGCCAGGAGGACCGUCCUCUUCUAGUUUAGAUUCACCUCUGAUCCUUCUCCAAUGAUUCUGGCGCCAGUUUCUCAAAGUGUUUGUGGCUUUAACAGUCGGUUGUUCUUGCAUUGGUAAAUAUUCUAUAAUCACGCACGGUGCUCAGAAAGCCUUUCCACAUUACAUUUACUUGCCUGAGAUUAUUGACCUCAUCCUUUAAACAGCCGUUGCAUCUCAAUUUUUUUUCUCUCGUAUUUCUGCCUUUUAGCAAGAAGCAAUUAGACCUUAAUUAGCCCCAAACACUUUUAGAGAUUGAUGCUAGAUCACAUUCAGCUCUUCUUUUGUCCCCCCCUCCUCAUCGUCACUCGGAGUCUCUGACUGUUCCAUGUCAAAACAAAUCAUUUCUAGAACACUCAUGAAAUGUGUCAUUGUUUAAUAUUUGAUGCCUUUGGACAUUAUCAUCAUCAUCACCUGUUUGGCUGAGUUACAGUGAUGUACCAAUUCUCUCUCUCUCUCACACACACACCACACGCACACACACACACGAGGGCCAGCAGAAAAGCUCGUCCCUUCAAUCAUGAUUGCCCAAGUUUUAGACUAGAGCCAUAUAUAUGAACAUAUAUUUUCAUGCUAUAUUUUAUAUUAAGCUAUAUGUUAGGGUUAUGUUUGCAAGAUAUUUAUGUCUAUUUCUUGGCCCAAGUGGACUUCAGGCUACGAGAUCUUUUCACCAAUCGUCAUUCAGCUUUUCAGUCUUGGCACCAAUGUACUUGUAGAUAUUGUAAGACUUGUGAGUAUGGUUAUGCUGUGGUAUUACCCCCUUAUGUAGUUAUAUUGUACAUAGUGGCGAUCCUAAUAGAAUUGGCAGGAAGCGAAGACCGAGAACAACAGUUUAAUGUAUGCGAUUACUCAGCGGUGUGGUCUGAGUUGCACUAUUUUCAAACACCAGCCAGAUAAAGUAGGAUCCACAUUUGUACCGCACUCUCCCAAAUGUCUUAGUACAAGUACAUUAGGUGCAGGAGGCAGGGUUUGAAUCGGGAUGGGGCAAUAGAAAAGGUCUGAAGCGCACUUUGGCUUAGCACUACAGUCAUCUCAAAAUGUCGGGAGAAGGGUCUAAAAUGCACAUGGCCUAGUCCUUUUCUGAGUUAAAAGACACUACGUAGGGUGCCUCUAGUAUGAAUGUUAAAUGCUUCUGUCAGUACAUGGUCAACACUUUCUACACCUUAAUCAUGUCCAAGAUUCAUCAAACACACACCCUCAACUUAUCAGUUGGACCAAGCCUUCUACAAAGUACAAACAUUAAAUCUGCAGCCAGUGAAUUAUACACACACACACUUCUGAUACUCAGCCAUUGGCGGUGCACUAUGGCCUGUGCUGUUGCUGUCGCUGCGUUUCAUUACAGCUCUACACUUUGGGAGAUUGGAGUUAUCUUUUAACAGAAGAUGUUAAAACUGUAUAAAGUAGAGAAAACAAUGACUUAAAAAGGUCAGUCGUAAUGGAAACUCAUAAGCUGUACAUUUGUAAUAAAAUAGUAAAACAAGUCAA